Molecule: messenger RNA, 3114 nt
Organism: Bubalus bubalis (water buffalo)
Lineage: Eukaryota; Metazoa; Chordata; Mammalia; Artiodactyla; Bovidae
Gene: ARHGAP22
Product: Rho GTPase activating protein 22
Exons: 13
Coding region: 602-2800 (732 amino acids)
Biological process (GO): activation of GTPase activity; signal transduction
Cellular component (GO): focal adhesion
Molecular function (GO): GTPase activator activity
Source: RefSeq, a predicted model, not a curated record
CUCACUCCAGACAGAACUGGAUCAGCUGUGCGCAAUUCAGCUGCUCUGCUCGGAGGAAGCCUGCACAGGAAGCCCCAGGAAGCCCGCAUACCCUGCGAGCCGCCCCUGGCCCCAGGAAAGAGUGCACGGUAUUGGCGCUGCCCUCAGCCCCACUUCAGCCAUGGGAAUACAGACCAUCAGCCCAGAUGUCCCCCAGACGCUGUGCUGAGAAAGCCAUUGGUGCAGAUCCACCAGCACCCACCGCAGUCGUGCACCCAGACGCUCCAUGGUAAUGCUGGGAAUCAGCCCAGUCCUCGGCCCCUUCUCUGACUAUAAAAUAUGCGAUGAUGAUGCUAAAUUUCCAGAAAUGGAAUGAGAUGCCAUGCUGUUAGCCGCAGUGUGCCAGGGUGAGGGUCUGCCGUGGGUGCUGCUGGGGCUGUGUUUCCCUAUCCGGGUGUGGGGUCCGUGUCCUUCGUCUCCCCACUAACAGGACCGCUGUGCACACCAGAUGCUGAUCUCCUAUUACUGGAAAACAGGAAUUAGCCUGUCUGCUUGAGGAUGUGGUUGGUUCUUUAUAAAGAGGACACACAGGAAAGCUUGCACAUAGAGCGCCAGCUUCGUUAUGCUGCCGACAGCUCCCAGCAAAAGGAGGACAUUGGCAGCCAGAUAUUUCGCCCGCUCCAAAAGCCUGGUGAUGGGGGAGCAGAGCCGGAGCCCCGGGCGGCCGCCCUGCCCCCGCAGGCUGGGCCCCGUGCUGAAGGCAGGCUGGCUGAAGAAGCAGAGAAGCAUCAUGAAGGGCUGGCAGCAGCGCUGGUUCGUGCUGCGUGGGGAUCAGCUCUUCUACUACAAGGACAAAGAUGAGACCAAGCCCCAGGGCUUUAUUUCUCUGCAAGGGACCCAGGUGACCGAACUGCUUCCUGGCCCUGAGGAUCCGGGAAAGCACCUCUUCGAGAUCAGCCCAGGUGGUGCCGGGGAGCGGGAGAAGGUGCCGGCCAACCCCGAGGCGCUCCUGCUCAUGGCCAGCUCCCAGCGGGACAUGGAAGACUGGGUGCAGGCCAUCCGCCGGGUCAUCUGGGCCCCGUUUGGCCGAGUGUCCUCCCCACUGUUGCGUCAGCUAGCUGAGGGUGUGACCAGCUCCUCUCUGUGCCCAGGGAUCUUUGGGCAGCGCCUGGAGGACACAGUCCACCACGAGCGGAAGUAUGGCCCGCGCCCGGCGCCGCUGCUGGUGGAGCAGUGUGUGGACUUCAUCCGCGAGCGCGGGCUCACCGAGGAGGGCCUCUUCCGUAUGCCCGGCCAGGCCAACCUGGUGAGGGACCUGCAGGAUUCCUUUGACUGUGGGGAGAAGCCACAGUUUGACAGCACAACAGACGUGCACACGGUGGCCUCGCUGCUGAAGCUCUACCUGCGGGAGCUCCCCGAGCCUGUGGUCCCCUUCGCCAGGUACGAGGACUUCCUUAACUGCGCCCAGCUGCUCACCAAGGACGAGGGGGAGGGGACUCUGGAAUUGGCUAAGCAAGUGAGCAGCCUUCCCCUGGUCAAUUACAACCUGCUCAGAUAUAUCUGCAAGUUUCUGGAUGAAGUUCAGUCCCACUCAGAUGUCAACAAGAUGAGCGUCCAGAACCUGGCAACUGUUUUUGGGCCUAAUAUACUUCGGCCGCAGAUAGAAGACCCAGUGACCAUUAUGGAAGGCACUUCUCUGGUCCAGCACCUGAUGACCAUCCUGAUCCGCAAACACAGCCAGCUCUUCACUUCGAGGACCACGGAGGGGCCAGCCUCCCCACGCGGGGGCCCACCGUGCACCGUGGGAUGGGGCUCCGAGGAGGUCACCAGGGACGACCAGGCAGAGCCCGGCAGUCCCAGCGCCCCCUGCCUGCCCUCGCACAGGACCUCUUCUCUGGAUGGGGCUGCCGUGGCAGCACUCUCUAGAACCUCUCCCACGGGCCUGGGGAGCCGAUGCAGCCCUGCUGCCACCAGCCCUGGGAAGAAGGUGCAGACUCUGCCCAACUGGAGGUCUUCCUUCCGGCAGUCAGGGUCCCGGUCAGGGAGUCCGAAGGUGGGCACCUCAUCCCUGGAGGUCCCCAUCCUCUCCUCUGGAGGGAACUGGCUCAUGAAUGGGCUGUCCUCCCUGCGAGGCCACCGCCGGGCCUCAUCAGGAGACCGGCUCAAGGACUCGGGCUCCGAGCAGAGACUCUCCACCUAUGACAAUGUGCCCCCGCAGAGCUCCUUUCCCAGCACACCCAGUGUGGCCAGCCUGCCAUGGUCGGGGGUCUCCUCCUGUGAGGCCUCGGCUAGGGGCUCGGUCAGCAGCUGCACAGCGUGCCGGGCCAGCGGCUCCUCCGCCUGCAGCUCCCUGCACGUCGAGGGGGCCCUCGAGCCCUCCCCUGUCCUCAGCAGCAGCGAAGAGCGCAGAUCGCUGGAUCAGGACCAUGGCCUGGAUGGAGUGGGCGCCUGCGUCAGCAGCAGCGAGCCCAGUGACCCAGGCAGCCCUGCUCAGGACCACGCCCGCCGAACCGAGGUUCUCCAGGGCCUGGUCACAGAGCUCAGAGCAGAGCUGUGCCGGCAGAGGACUGAGUAUGAGACGAGCGUGAAAAGACUCGAAGAAGGUAGUGCCGACCUGAGGAAACGAAUGUCACGGCUAGAAGAAGAACUAGACCAAGAAAAGAAAAAGUACACAAUGCUGGAAAUAAAGCUGAGGAACUCGGAGCGGGCACGGGAAGAUGCAGAAAAGAGGAACCAGCUGCUGCAGAGAGAAAUGGAAGAGUUUUUUUCAACCCUGGGAAGCUUGACUGUUGGGGCAAAAGGUGCCAGAGCACUGAAGUAAAGGAAUCAGCAGAGUUUGUUUCUGCUGCGUGCUUGCCCUCCCGGCCCUCCACAGCCUCAAGAGGAGCCAGAGCCUUUGCAGCUGGACCUGGGCCUCAGUGGUGCCAGCAGAUCCGGCACGGGCUGGAGAGAGCAGUCCUGACACCCGUCAGGAGCCCGAGCCCCACCCGGGAUCUGGAGGCUGCUCUGACCAUGCGCGGCGUGGCAGGCAUCAGAGCGGCAGUCCCAUGACUGCCAGAAUAGACGGCACUUGGGAUGUGAGUGGCCCACCAGGACUUUUCUGCAUUCUUUAUUAAAUGUGCUCUCCAAGCAUGA